Daucus carota subsp. sativus is the source of this 2430-nucleotide messenger RNA. RefSeq lists its product as uncharacterized. Bases 1 to 2430 code for a protein of 809 amino acids. The transcript has 13 exons. Lineage: Eukaryota; Viridiplantae; Streptophyta; Magnoliopsida; Apiales; Apiaceae. Gene Ontology annotation, molecular function: GTPase activator activity. The record is from RefSeq and is a predicted model, not a curated record.
AUGUCGUACUGGAGGAGGGAAGAAAAAGCAAUCGAAAGGAUUCUUCGAGUUCUUAUGAAACUUCCGGAGAAUAGAAGAUGUAUUAAUUGUAACCAUUUGGGGCCGCGGUAUGUGUGCACAAGUUUUUCGACAUUUGUUUGCACAGUCUGCAGUGGAGUACAUCGGGAGUUCGGUCAUCGAGUUAAAUCUGUGUCGAUGGCUCACUUUAAUCAUGAGGAGGUCCUUGCUCUGCAAGAUGGUGGAAAUGAGCGAGCUAGAGAAAUCUACCUCGAAGGGUGGGAUCCAGAACGUAAUACUCAUCCAGAUGGCAGUGAUAUUGAUAGAAUUCGAGAUUUCAUCAAGCACGUCUACGUAGAUAAAAGGUAUACUAGAGAGAGGAGGCCUCACACUGAUGCAGCCCGAAAAUCAGGUGACGGGGAUAACUUCCAUAAGCGGUAUUCCAUUGAGAAGCCUGGUCUGAGUUUAAGGGAGGAGUUUUAUGAGAGGCGAUAUCAUGAAAGAUCACGUCCAACUGGAAGGAGUGAGAAGAACUACAGAGAGUAUACUGAUGGCAGAAGUAAGAGAAAUCAUAUAGAUGACAAAGAUUAUUGGGAUCAUUUUGAGGGCAGUAGUCCACGCAGCAUAUAUGAGAGAUUUGGAGGUCAUAGGAGGCAUUCGUCUACUCGUUUUGAGAUAGUUGAUAACAGGAUUCGAGAUGAUAGAUAUGAAAGACGACAAUCAGAAAGCCUAAAGAUAUCUAGUACGGAUACUCAUGUGUCAGAAGAACCUCAAACAAGAGAUGAUAGAUACGAAACACGACGAUCAGAAAGCCUAAAGAUAUCUAGAACUGAUACUCAUGUGUCAGAAGAACCUCAAACAAGCGAUGAUAGAUAUGAAACACAACGAUCAGAAAGCUUAAAGAUAUCUAAUGUGGACACCAGUAUGUCACCAGAACCUCAAAGGAGAGAAGAGAAGGUAGAGCCUAUGGAAUUAGAACCACAAAAGAUACGGAAGAAGCCGAACCCUCCAGUGUUACGCCCUCUUAGAGAUAUUAUGCUUCAGAUGAAUCCAACUAUAAAAUCCAGUGAUCAUGCUAAUGCCGCCGCCUCUCAUCAGAAAACAGCAUUCUCUGAGAUUCAUGAUUCUGCUGAUGUGAAGGAAAAUGAAAAGAAAGAAGAAAGUGAAAGUCGUUUAAUUGAUAUUAAAAAUAACCUUGAAUCUCAUGAUACUUCCGCUAACACACAAACAGAAAGAGGUUCCACCAUUCAAUCUUCAACAGAACAGAAGACUUCUAAUCCUCCAAGUAUAAACUCUGUGGAAUAUCUGUUAUUAGAAUUAUCAGUGGGGAAUGCAUCCAAAAAUCCAAUAACUGAUACAGCUUCAUCAGCUGCACCUAAUGCUUCAUCAGAUGCACCUAAUAUUUCAUCAUCCUCACCUGUAGCAUCUUUAACCGAGCCUGUUACUUCAUCGAACUUACCUACAUCUUCACCAACAGAACUUGUAGGCCCGCCAAUUGCACCUGUCACUGUAUCCGAUGUUGCAGCUAAUAAUGAAAGUGCAUCAAUGUCAAAGACGUCACCAACUCUCCUUGAUGAGAUUCCUGUAGUAUCUUUGUCAAUAGGGAAUGCACAAACCCAUCCAAUUAUUUUUGCUGAUUCAGUGUCACGGGUGGCUGAAGAGGAAAAUGUUCAAACACCGCAGCAUCAACCUUCUACAUCCCCUGCUGAAAGUAAUAGCUCUACUGGUCCACAGGGUGUUCGAACGCUUGAAGCUUUAUUUGAUCAGAACUGGCCUUCAUCACUAGCACCAGCUACUCAAGAAGCUCCAGGUAAUGCAUCAACUGACCAAUCAUCUCAGGCCGUCUCCAAAGAAUCUCAAACUACUAAAUCACAUGAAAAUGGAUCAAAAUCUUCCGGAAGAAAAGAGCUCCCACCAGAACUUUUCACAUUCAGCCAUCCCACAUAUCCUUCACCAAUGAAUAAUUGGCAGUGUCAUCCACCUCAUGGAAUGGGAUAUGGCAUGCAAUAUGCUCCUUCACCGAAUGUGGCUGCUUUUCCCAGUUCUGCAAAAUCAAGAAAUCCUUUUGAUGUCGAAGAUGACCCCAGAACAAUUCAAAGUGCAAUGUUACCCUUGAUAGCAUCCGUUCCCGGAGCACUUGCGCGGAUGCCACCUCAUGCAGGAAUGCAGCCUCGGCCUUUACCUUUUGCAUCUGGAAUGCCUCCAGAAUAUUCACCUUCUUAUGAGAUGUACAUGCCUCCAGGAGGAUACAUGGGGCAACAACUGCCUAACCAUAGCUCAACCCAAAGACCACAAGGAACUGGUAGCUUUGGUGCUGCCUCUGCUUUCGCCUCAUUUAACCCAACUCUGCACAUCCCCGGCGGGUUUUCAAGUAACCCAGCCCUAGAGACUAUGAACUCCUUCCCAUCUGCCGGUAGGAACCCGUUCGCGUAG